AAUUGAUUGAUUCAUCAUUUCAUGUUUAAAUUUUGGAAGAAAAAACAAAAGUGAACCUCGCCGGAUUUUGUUGCUGGAAAACCAAACUGGGUAAUGUAAAUUCAGUGGGUAAUUUUUUUGAUAAAAAUUUUAAGCGAGUAGUUGUUCACAAAAUGACCUAUUAUGCGGAUAGUUUCUGACAAUUUUUUUUUCCUAAGACAAUCACCCGAAUUUUCCUACACUACUGUCAUUAAUGAAAUCAUAUCAGUUCCACCGAAAAUAACCCCGAAUCCCCUUUAAAAAAAAAAAAAAAAAAAAACCGAAUCACUUUCUCUCCCUCUCGAAAUUCCUACAGAGACAACAAUGGCGCUGAUUUUCAUGCUCUCACCAUAACCAAUGGCGGACCAGCAUCACCAACCCCACCACCAGCAGCAAUCCCACUCAUCAAUAAGAAAUCGUUGUUAUUCGUUCACCCAACACCAACAGCAGCAGCAGCACCAUCAUCAUCAUUCUAUGUCGCUUCCGAUAUCGCAACCUCAGCCGCAGCAGCAGCAAUCAGUUAGUGACCGGAGCAGCGUCGAAUUGCGUGCUGUCGAUUGUAAUCUCGCCUCUUUGUGUGAUCACAUUCAAUUGGAGGGUUUUAACAAUGGCGUUUUCUCCGAUAUUGUUGUUAAUGCUAUGGACUCUACAUAUCAUCUUCAUCGCUUGAUUCUUUCUCGCAGCUCUUAUUUCAGGAAUAUGCUUCAUGGUCCUUGGAAAGAAGCAUCUGCCCCCGUCUUAAGUUUGCAGAUAGAUGAUCCAAAUGUUAAUGCGGAGGCCAUUGCUAUUUCAUUGGCAUACCUUUAUGGUCAUCACCCUAAGCUUAAUGACAAUAAUGCAUUCCGUGUUCUUGCUGCGGCAUCCUUUCUUGAUCUCCAGGAAUUGUGUGCUAUUUGUACUGACUUUAUCAUCGCUGAGCUGUGGACUUCAAAUUUCUUAGCCUAUCAGGUGUUCGCAGAACAUCAAGACUAUGGCAUACAUGGGGAAAGAGUUAGGAAUGCUUGCUGGGGCUACCUUUGCCAGAGUGGUUUCAUGGAAUUAAAAGAGGUUCUACCAAAUCUUUCAUCCCAAACAUUGCACGCGCUACUGACCUCAAAUGAACUUUGGGUACCUAGUGAAGAGAAACGCUUUGAAUUGGCAUUAUAUACAUUGGUUAAAAAAAGUGCUCUCAACAAGGGUGAAUCCCAUGAAAAGCAGAGUACAAGCCUGGAAACAGGGAUCUCAAAUCAACAUGACUUGUCUCAAUUCAAAGGAAAGAACAUUAUUGAUGCUUGCUGUAAUAGAAAUUCAGAAGCUGAUACGGUACUUCAAGUUGCUUGCAGUGAGCCAAAUUCAGGAGCUGAAUAUCCUAACAACUUCGAACAACCUUCCCUUGCUACCAACUACUCUGAUUCAGAUAGAAAUAGGCCCUCUUCUUCUUACGUCAGAAUGCCAGUUAAUUUUGCUGCCAGUGGACAGGGAAGUGAAGCUGCACUAGUAGAAGGACCAUCCGAAGAAAGCAUAUGCUGCCAUUUUAGUAGUUCUAAUUGGUUGUCUGGAAAUGAUUCAAGGGAUUGCUCUUCAUCAUCAAUAAACUCUUCCUGCAACGAUAUCGUGCCUGAUGAAUGGAGCAGAAAUGAGUUGGCUUAUUUAUGGGGUGGAAGGACUGUUGGAAGAAGGCAGGUGAAGAGUUACGGUAAAGGGAACUGUGGGUUGAGAGGAGAAGAGUAUGAUACAUUCAUUAACAUUUUUGAAGAAGGUUCAGUUUUGUACUGCAAUAUGUCUUUUGAGGCUCUUUUAGAUAUGAGAAAACAGCUUGAAGAGUUAGGUUUCCCUUGCAAGGCAGUGAAUGACGGUCUUUGGCUGCAGAUGCUUCUCAGUCAGAGGGUUCAAGAAAUUGCUGCUGAAACAUGCAAAAAUUGCUGCCUUUUAGGCAUGGCAUGUGCAUGCAAACAGCCAUUUAACUUUUCCCAUGGUACUGGAACCACAAACUACUAUGUCCAAGCUUCUGAUCAGAAUAAUAAUUCACCAGGCAAUAUUGGUGAUUUGUAUGUUGCGGGUCCUGCUAAUGGUGAAGGAAAUGGUUUGUUUAGACCCGUGAGAGUAAAUGUUAGGGGUUCAAAUGAUGGACUUGCUGGUAUCGGGCGUGGAGCUACACUGGUCCCUGCUUCCACUUGGUGUCCAACUCGUUUUGUAUUUUCCCGUGUUCCGUUUGGUGUGGGUAACAGGAAUGGUCAGCAAUCUCUUGCUAAUGAUGAUCUGGAAUUGAGACCUGACCAACAUGGUGACAUGUCUGGAGAUGGACUUACUGCCUUGGUUGGACUGAGUGACGGAGGAAGAAAUAUUAAUAAUCAAGGGUGGCAGACAGAGAGUGCUUUUGAUAUAGCUCUAAGAAAUAGUUUCAUUGAGACCUCUGCUGCUGGGCCAAGUGGCAGUGGUACUCAGAUGGGAGAGUCUUCAGACCAAAAUAUUGACGGCCAGUGUGAGAACACAAGCAAUGCAUCUAUAUCCUUAGAUAUGAAGACACCUCUAAGUCACUUCCCACCAUUUCGAUUUGGGGUAGAAUUUGCUGAUGUGCACCGACUUAAUGAUGGUCAGGUUAAACACUCUCCUGAAGCAUUUUAUGCUGGUUCAUUUUGGAAAAUAAGUGUUCAAGCUUUUAAUGAUGAAGACCCUCAAGGGCGUAGGACACUCGGCUUAUUUAUUCAUCGCCGGAAGGCUGAAAUAAUGGAUCCUCAAAGGAAGGUGCAUAUGUAUGUGGACUCUCGUGAAAAAGUUACAGCUCGCUAUCAGUUGAUCUGUCCAUCAAAGCGAGAAGUUAUGGUGUUUGGAAGCUUCAAGCAAGCAGGUACUCUUUUACCAAAAGCCCCAAAAGGCUGGGGCUGGCGCAGUGCUAUACUCUUUGAUGAGCUUCUCGAUCUUCUCCAAAACGGGUGCUUCAGGGUUUCUGCCGUUGUACAGCUUGUAUAGAUUUGACAAUGUGGCAGUCCCAUUCCGUGUCUUGAUUUUCCUUUUGUCAUUAAUAUAAUUAUGUAUCAUCUAACAUCCGCAAGGAUGACUUAGGUGGUCUUAUCAAAAGGAUUAGCCUAAUUUUCUUUCUUAUAAGAGAGAAAAUGGAGAAAAUAAAUGUUAUUGCUUACUACAUAUUUUCUUCCUUAUAAGAAGUACAUUUCAUGAA
Messenger RNA from Chenopodium quinoa (quinoa), 3175 nucleotides. RefSeq lists its product as uncharacterized. Bases 376 to 2967 code for a protein of 863 amino acids. NCBI's taxonomy places the organism in Eukaryota, Viridiplantae, Streptophyta, Magnoliopsida, Caryophyllales, Amaranthaceae. The transcript is spliced from 13 exons. The record is from RefSeq and is a predicted model, not a curated record. Gene Ontology annotation, molecular function: protein binding.